Tuber melanosporum (Perigord truffle) is the source of this 1833-nucleotide messenger RNA. RefSeq lists its product as uncharacterized. NCBI's taxonomy places the organism in Eukaryota, Fungi, Ascomycota, Pezizomycetes, Pezizales, Tuberaceae. Gene Ontology annotation, cellular component: Cdc73/Paf1 complex. Gene Ontology annotation, molecular function: RNA polymerase II C-terminal domain phosphoserine binding; DNA binding. Bases 130 to 1833 code for a protein of 567 amino acids. The transcript has 5 exons. The record is from RefSeq and is a predicted model, not a curated record.
CACAACAACCACCAGGAAGGAAUACGACCUUAGCAACGACUACCAGAGUUCCCUCCCUAAUCUCUGUCUUCUAUAUUUUAUCUCUUCCCUGCUCUACUACCGGUUCUCACCCACAUACUUGUUCUCACCAUGUCUCUCGACAACGAGCUACUUAUGCUUGCGGGUGAGGAAGAUGAAGACGAUUUCAAGCCUUCCUCACCUCCACGCCGUAAACGAACGUCCUCGCCAAACUCUGUCUCUCCCGCGAAAAAGAGAGCUAAGCCUACCGUUCGAAAGACAAACAAGAAAAAAACAAGAAGGGACAGCGAUGACAAAGGCAACGAAGACUCCUCAGGCCUGUCAGAUGCCCCGUCUUCCUCGGAGGAAGGCUUUCGAUCUGAGGCUGAAGAAUCUAUGGAUCUCGAAUCCUCCUCCGACGAGGAAGAUAGCGUCCAGGAUCUCUACCCACUGGAAGGCAAAUACAAGGAUCAGGCAGACAUGAGAGCGUUACUUGCAAUGAAUGAGAUCGAUCGAGAGGCUUUGCUAGCAGAGCGUGCUGGUCUGAUCGAACGUGCUCAACAGGAUCGUCACCUUCGCAACUUGCUCAAAUCGAGGAAUACAGCCGACACGGCGAACGGAACAUCUGUAUCUGGGGCCAAUCGCAGAUCCACUAGGACCAAGAGUAUGCCUAAAAAGACCGAAGAAACCACCAAGAGGGGUAAGCUGGAUGAGCUCAAAAAGAUCCGGGAGGAGCGUAUCACUCGUGCUGCCGGGUCCGGCAAACAAACCGGCGACGAAGAUGAUGCUCGAGCAAGGAGGAGGAGUAUCAAUGAAGAUGACGAAGAUAAGGCUGGCUAUAACGAAGAGAUUUACGUCAAAGAGGAUGAUAGAGAUAUCGUUCUUGCGGACGUAAAUAAAGCUAGGAUUGGCAGAACUGGGUUAGCAAAACUUUGCGAUUAUCCUGGCUUCGAGGAAGUGGUCACAGAUUGCUUUGUCCGUGUAUCCCUCUUUGAUAGAGAGACAGGAACUACAUCAUAUCGUCUUGGCUGGGUUAAAGGUUUUGUGAGUGGAAAAUAUUACAAUAUGCUCGACGGCAAACGCCGCACCGAUCAACAUUUACGUGUUUCGCAAGGAUUGGCGGAGAGAAGUUUCGGUAUGGAGUUCAUGUCAGACAGCCCAAUUACUGAGGCCGAGUUGAACCGGUUCAAGAAACAAAUGGAAUUUGACCACUGUGCUAUGCCGCCCCUAUCUUUGUUGGAGAAAAAAUCCCGUGAACUUCGUGAACUUGAUAAUCGUGUUCUUACCCAAGACGAAGUCAACGAGAUGAUUCGAAAACGCAAUUCAGACAAAGUGGAUACUGUCAAUAUAGUCCUCAAGCGUGGGCGUUUGCGUGACGCCCGCGAGUCCGCGCAGCUUAAGGGAGAUGAAGCUGAAGUUGCCCGUAUUGACAAGGAGCUCCAGGACCUUGGCGAUCAACAUGGCAAGAGUCUUGUAGUUCCCAAAUCACAGAUGGAGCGCCUAGCAAAACUCAAUGCGGUGAAUCGCAAAAAGAAUGUUGCCGAGAUACGCAAAGCUGAGAUUGAAGAGAAGAGAGCAGCCAGGACCGCUGCAGUCCAUAACCCCUUCAUGCGGGUUAAAACAGUCGCCAAAACCAGGCAUAAUCUGGAUGGGGGUAAAAAGGAAGGGGGGGACUCUCAGAACGCUAGCGGAGACUCACAGACUGAUACAGAGUCGAAAUCCAGCCCCGCUGGCGUUGGUUUUCUUAGCUCUUCUACGAAGGGAAGAGGGAGACUGGGGGCCAGUGUCGACGAUGUCAUUGCGAAUUAUGAUUUUGGCAUUGAGAUAGAUAUCUAA